CUUAGAAAUGCAGGUCCCAUAACUUUUCCGUAGUGACGACACUUGCAUGGACCGUUGACAUCCGCCACGACUCUCUCCUAACAUCUUCUUUCUGUUUCACGUCCUUCGGCAUCAUGUUUCGUGCAGCCCCACGGUUAAUUGCGCGUCCAGCGCUGCGGAUCGCGCCACUACGGUCAGCCGCGCCGGCCAGACGGUACCUCAGCACCGCUCCACCAUCACAAAAGUCGAGAAGUUUCAAGAGUCUGGUUGCGAGAGUCGGUAUUGCGGGAGCAAUAAUAUACUAUUACAAUACCACAGAUGUUUUCGCGGAAGAGCCAAGACAACUUGCUCAAGCCCUCCCAGAGACCGAAGUCGAAUCCGAACACCUCCCAACCAUCGAAUCUAUCUCCGAAGAGCGCAAGCGGAGACAAGCGGUACAGGCACAACUAGACGCUCAAAAGCAGAAGGAGGCUGCGAAUGCACAACAGAAUGCUAAGCCUUCAGAGGAUGGCCAGGGCGGCAUAGAGGGGCUCGAAGAGGAGGCAGAUCAACAAGGCGCAUUCAACCCAGAGACAGGCGAGAUCAAUUGGGAUUGCCCAUGUUUGGGCGGUAUGGCUCAUGGGCCUUGUGGUGAGCAAUUCAAGGCAGCCUUCAGCUGCUUUGUGUACUCUACCGAAGAGCCCAAGGGCAUGGACUGCAUCGACAAGUUCAAGGACAUGCAAAACUGCUUCCGCGAAUACCCUGAAGUUUACGGUUCAGAGCUAGACUCUGAUGCCGACGAGGAAGAUGACAUGACAGCCUCCACGGAAACACAACAACCCCGCUCUUCGCCUACUUCUGCCCCGCCAUCGGACACCUUCUCUUCCAACACGCAGUCCGACUCCAGAUCACAACCUGCCGCCGACGAUCAUGCCGCCUCAGCCAAGGGCGACUUUUCUAGUGAGCGUAGCUCGAAGCCUCACACCCCACAUGAGAACAACCUAGUCCCUGAGGAAUAUAAGCCAAAUGUCAAGCACAACCCAAUCUAUGACGCAAGGGGAGACAUGAGCAGCCUAGACAGCGAAAAGGAGAAGGAGAAGAGCAAGCAAAGGCCAAAGGGUGACAGCGAUACCGAGAGGGCGAACAAGGCAAAGAACCAGGUCAAGAGCCAAGAACCUGUCAGUGAGAGUGAGAGCAUGGUACCCAAGGCUAGGCAUGACGAGAAUGCGAAGGGAACAGAAAAGUUAGAGAGGAAGUAGGGUACUUGUAGGGUAUGUGUGGAUGGAGACGUGAUAUGAAAGCGAUGGCAUUGUAUUAUACUACCUGUACAGCAUGUUUGGAGAGGAAGAGGCUUACGUUACCUGCUACUGACGACUAGGAAAACUCAUGUAUAGUAUAUAUAGUUCUCAUCAUACACUCAAGCACUUUCAUACCAUGGGUUCUGUGGGCUUGGAGAAUAAUUUGCAUCGUCUUUGAUAAUAGAAACUACUAUACAGCAGGACUCGGAG
Alternaria alternata is the source of this 1466-nucleotide messenger RNA. RefSeq lists its product as hypothetical. Gene Ontology annotation, cellular component: mitochondrial intermembrane space. Lineage: Eukaryota; Fungi; Ascomycota; Dothideomycetes; Pleosporales; Pleosporaceae. Gene Ontology annotation, biological process: protein import into mitochondrial intermembrane space. Bases 114 to 1217 code for a protein of 367 amino acids. The record is from RefSeq and is a predicted model, not a curated record. Gene Ontology annotation, molecular function: protein-disulfide reductase activity. The transcript is spliced from 3 exons.